AUGAAUAACAACAAGAGACGAAUUAAUCGUCAAAAAUUCACCAACCAGAAUCUAAACAACAGGAACAACACUGGUAAUAACAACAACAAUAUUAGUAAUAAUAAUAAUAAUAAUAAUAAUAAUAAUAAUAAUAAUAAUGUAAUUGUGAAUAAACAAUCAAAUAAUAAUAAUACUACUAAUAAUAAUAAUAAUAAUAAUAGUAAUAAUAGUACAUCUAAUAAUGGUCCAAAAUUAAAUAGAUACCAAACUAAACACAGAGUCAUCAUUUGUAAUUACGACCAAAAUGAAUCAAUCAACAAAUUGGCAAAUUAUUUAAAAAUAAGUCCUAAUAAUGUAUUCGGAAUGAAGGUAGAUAAUAAUUUGAAAUUAGCUAUAUUAUACUUUAGAAACAAACAACUAGCAGAAAAUUGUAUUAACAAAAAUUCUAAUCUUGCUAUAUGCCAUCAAACUACUGUAACUGAAUUUAAAUAUAAUAUUAAAUUAGAAAUUAAUGAAGAAAAUAUUAAAAAAGUUUGGACAGAAUUUAAUAAUUCAGAAAACCAUGACAAUAUGGGAGAUGAAGCAGAUAAACCAAAUACUAAAAUUAUAUCUAUGAAUAUGGUAACAUCUACUAAAUAUUGGUCAAUCCACACCAACACCCUUGUUAGCGAAACAUUAAUGAAAAAAUUGGAAUUAACUAGAGACCUAGAUAAAUCAGUGUCUUUCGUUAUUAAUUUAGGAGAUAAUAUUAAUAUUAGACAUGAUGAAUUGGAAAAAACUAUUGAAGAACAAUGGAAAGUUAAACCAAGAGUAACUUGCUCCAAUGAUAAAAAAAUGUUCGCUGUUGUCCCAAUUAAUCAAUUAGCUACAGCCUCAAUCACUAGAGAGAUUUAUUUUGAAAAUCAUAUCCUCAAAAAUCUAUCCUAUAGCUAUUACAAAAAGAAAAGUUUUAAAAUUAAAUUUAAAAAAAUGGAAGAAGAAUUAAAAAAUCGUACAUUGGAAAAUGAAGUUCUUACUGAAAGUUUGGACUAUUUGGAAGAUAAAUUUGAAACUCUCAAAACGAACAUCAAAGAGGAUUUUACAUCUAGAAUUACUUACCUAGAACAAGAAACAAUUACCAAAUCUAUGCUGAAAGAAGAAUUUGAAUUAAAUAAUUCACAAAUUUCAGUUCAAUUUGAUAAACAUAAAAUUGAGAUGAAAGAAUCUGUAACUAAUCAACUAAAAGAAAAUCAUGAUUCUAUCAUCAAUCAUAUGAAUAUAACUAUGAAACAAAAUUUUGCGGGUUUAUUUGAAGAAUUUAGAAACCUAGGGGUACUUCCAACACCCAAACAAUGA
This is a messenger RNA of Naegleria gruberi, 1314 nucleotides long. RefSeq lists its product as uncharacterized. Bases 1 to 1314 code for a protein of 437 amino acids. The transcript has a single exon. The record is from RefSeq and is a predicted model, not a curated record. Lineage: Eukaryota; Heterolobosea; Eutetramitea; Acrasida; Naegleriidae.